AUGGCGGCAGCUCUAGAGUCACUAUAUUCUCUUUACAGUCCUCUUUGGCAUUGCGGGUCCAGCAGGACAGGGACAUCAAUGUUCACCUUGCUUGUCAAGCACUUCUCCGCUUGCACAACAUUUGAAUUAACCAAUCUUGGGAGUAUUCGGGGUGUCCUGACCAAGGCCCAAUCAUCCCUGUUUAUUCAAGCCCAAAAUUGGUCACCACAUAGCUUUAUUGAAGGCAAAUUUGCCUCUGCUGACCUUUUCAUUGAGCUUGUGUUGGAUCCGAAAGCCAAUCCAAACCAAGCCCUGAAAGGCCUAUUUGAAGUGGAAGAGAAACGGAUACUAUCUUGUAACAUUCAUCCGGCCUCGACUCAGCGUGUUACCCGAAACUUGUAUAUCAUCAACAUCCGCAGGAGCGCUUUUGAUGACAACAGAAUAUGUCAUGAAAACGUUUCAGAGCUUUUGAGACAAUGGAAUUCGGUUGGGUUGCAUGGUUCAUGCGGACUUCAAUGCAAGUAUUGCAUUGCUGAAAAUGGGAAGGUUACUACUCAAAGGUUCAAGCCCUUGACAUCCGAGGUUGGUAUCUGUGAGCCUGAAGACAGCAUCACCCCAGUAUAUUUUUACAAAGAGCACUCGAUCCUAGGCUUUCCAAAAAAAGAGGCCCCUCCACAUCUCUAUUUUUUCGUCAAUGUUCCUGCAAUCACGGAUCACAUUGAACAACAACAAUUCAUGGCAAAAAUCAACUGGCCACCAACAAUAUUUAUCUUGGGUGUGAGAUAUACACUUUUUGCACGGGUUUUUUGGAAUGGGAGCCAUUAUUGGUGCAAGGUUCUCAAGGGCCUUGGUGGGAUGCUUGGCGGACCUGCUCCCUUCACCAGCUGGCUCCAGUACUCUCGCAGAUGGUCUCCUACUGAGAAGGCAUAUGUUGACGAGAUGAUUUCCAAAAUCAAAUUGGAUUAUCCACAUGCCACCGGUUACACACCUUUUGCUAGCCUCUCCACAUUACUUGGGUCCUUUGACAAGGAUAUGACUAAUUUGAUAUUGGAAAGUCAACAAUCAAACAAUCUGAUGAUGGAAGACCAGAAGGCAGACAAUCUGAUGUCAUUGUCAGCAAUCAAAUGUGAAUCCCCAGAGAAUUUUAAUAAACCCAAAGCCUCCGCAAGAACUCAGCCACAGCUCAAGCUCAAAAUCAAGAUGAAGGGGGCAACACUCCCCCCAAAGGUGGCAGAGGAAGAGAAGGACACGGAGGCGGUGUAA
Messenger RNA from Puccinia graminis f. sp. tritici CRL 75-36-700-3, 1242 nucleotides. RefSeq lists its product as uncharacterized. The coding region runs from base 1 to 1242 and encodes 413 amino acids. The record is from RefSeq and is a predicted model, not a curated record. NCBI's taxonomy places the organism in Eukaryota, Fungi, Basidiomycota, Pucciniomycetes, Pucciniales, Pucciniaceae. The transcript is spliced from 2 exons.